Arachis duranensis is the source of this 4509-nucleotide messenger RNA. Its product is annotated as disease resistance protein RPP2B-like. Gene Ontology annotation, molecular function: ADP binding. Gene Ontology annotation, biological process: defense response. Lineage: Eukaryota; Viridiplantae; Streptophyta; Magnoliopsida; Fabales; Fabaceae. The record is from RefSeq and is a predicted model, not a curated record. Bases 1 to 4509 code for a protein of 1502 amino acids. The transcript has 8 exons.
AUGGCUGCGUCGCAACGGAUGGGGGCCGCGGCAGUGCAGAUGCGUCGGGACGAUGGGCGACGGCGUCGACGAAAGAUUCGACAGUGGUCGGUGGGCGACGGCGUCAAAAAUGUGGACGAUCAUCAACUCAUCAGGAAGGUUGUGAAUGAUGUAUUGAAAAUGCGUAUACUAAAGCAUCCCAUACUGCCAACAGACCUGGUUGGAAUUGAAGAAAUCCGUAAGAUUGUUAAAGUCAACAUGAAGCAACACCGAGUAAUUGGAAUUUGGGGUAUGCGUGGGAUAGGGAAGACAACCAUCGCUAAAAUGUUAUUUGCAAAAUCCUUUCCUCAUUAUGACCAUGUUUGCUAUGCGGAAAAUGCAAAAGAGUAUACGCCUCAAAGGCUUCUGUCGGAGCUAUUGAGGGAACGAAUUACCAUUGACGCAACAGGGUUUGUCAACAGUAUGAGCAGCCUUAGCAAUAAGAAAGUUCUCAUUAUCCUCGACAAUGUGAAGGAUUCUGAUCAACCAUUGUUAGAAGCAGUUUGCCAAGGGUACAAGAGCCACAGUCGAGAAAGUAAACUUAUUAUAACAACAACACAUAAGCAUUUGCUUGAAAAGAGAGUUGAUUGGAUAUUUGAGGUCAAACAAUGGGACGACUCAAAAUCUAUAGAGCUUCUUAGCCUGAAAGCUUUCGAGGAAACCAUCCCUCCAAAGGAUUAUGAGAUUCUGGUGAAUAAGAUCGUUAAGUAUGCCGGGGGAAUUCCUUUAGCUCUGAACCUAUUGGGUUCAUAUCUUCGAUCCAGAAGCAUUGAGUUCUGGGAAAGUACUUUGGAAAAGCUCCAGAAGCAUCCUAUUAAGCGCAUUCAGGCUGCCUUUACGGAGAGUUAUGAUGAAUUGGACGACUUAGACAAGGAGAUAUUUCUUGACAUUGCAUUCUUUUUCCAUGGAGAAAAGAAAGAUCUUGUCACAAGCAUAUUAAAAGCAUGUGAAUUCUCACCCAGAAGGGGAAUAGAGAUCCUUCAAGAUAAAGCAAUGAUUACUACUCUUCCAUAUAAGGAAACAAUCGAAAUGCAUGGCUUGCUAAGAGAAAUGUCUUACGAGAUCGUACACGAGGAAAACAGUAAAGACCCUAGAAAACGUAGCCGAUUGAAGGAUACUAAAGAGAAGACAUUUGUGUUGUACUCAAAGAGAACAAGCUUAGUUUACUUUUUUGGUUGCAUUGUUUUUCAGAAACCGCUUGAUGCAAUUGAAGGCAUAAUAUUAGAUUUGUCUCAAAUUAAAGACUUGCGUUUGAGUCCUGACACAUUUAAAAGGAUGAAUAACUUGAGAUUUCUAAAAUUAUACAUCCCCUCGGGUCAGAGUUCUGGUAAUAUGAUCCUUCCUACAGACCUUGAACCAUUUUCUGAUAAACUAAGGUACUUUGAGUGGCAUCAGUACCCUUUCAUUUCUCUUCCACCAAGUUUUUAUGCUAAGUUACUUGUUGAGAUUCGCAUGCCGCACAGCCAUGUCAAGAAACUCUGGGAGGAAAAGCAGGAACUUAAUAAUUUAGAAGGAAUCGACUUAAGUGAAUGCAAAGAGUUAGAAGAGCUUCCAGAUUUGUCUGGGGCUAAAAGACUCAGAUGGGUGAAUCUCUCCGGUUGUGAGACUUUGCCUAUUCUUCAUUCAUCUGUAUUUUCCUCCAACACACUUGUUUCUUUGAUACUGGAUCGGUGUACGAAUUUGCAGUGUGUUAAGGCCGAAAGGCAUUUGAAUUCUCUGCAGCACAUAAGUGUCAAAGGCUGCUCAAAUCUCAAAGAAUUUGUGGUAUCGUCAGAUUUAAUUGAAAACUUGGAUUUGAGCAACACAAAGGUUGAAAAGCUGGACAAAUCAAUCGAGAAAUUACAGAAGGUUGAAUGCCUCAAUCUAGAAGGUUCAAGAGUUAAGCAUCUUCCAAAGGAGCUAUCAGCCUUAAAAUUGCUUAAGGAGUUGAAGCAUUCAUACAGUGGACUAGAAAUUGACAAGCAUCAGCUGCAAGGCCUGUUUAACGGUUUAUCAUCUCUACAAAUACUACAUUUGAAGGAUUGUAGUCACUUGUUUGAAUUCCCUGACAACAUUGGUUCCUUAUCGAAAUUGCGCGAGUUAAGGCUAGACGGAAGCAAUGUGACCUGGUUGCCUGCAACCAUCAAGUGUCUUCAAGAGUUGGAAAUUUUGUCCCUAAAUAAUUGCAAGUUUCUUGAGACACUGCCAGAGCUUCCAUCCUCUAUCAAGGAGUUCUCUGCUGAUAACUGCAUCUCAUUGGAGUCUGUAUCAGCUCUAAACACUCUGGCAACAAAGAUGGUGGGAAAGACGAAACGCAUCUCCUUCAAUAAUAGCUUGAAAUUGUCGGCCGGACACACAUUGCAUUCGAUCAUGGAAAGCAUCCAUUCAACAAUGGUGAGUGCUGUAUCUAGCAAUGUCACGGUAAGAAGCUAUGCAAUCGAUGUCCAUAGCUACAACUACAAUAGUGUGGAGGUCUGUUUGCCAGGAGACACAAUCCCGGAGCAAUUUGCAUAUAAAACGGAGAAAUCCUCCUCCAUAACAAUUGAACUCCCUGAAUCUCCUUCCAAUUUUCUUGGCUUUAUCUAUUCAGUUGUUCUUUCACCGCGUCAUGGAAUGGAGAAGCACGGUGCCAAGAUCCGAUGCGAAUAUAACUUUGCAGGAGGCAAGAAUUCUUCGUGGGAGGACAUAACUAUAAGUGAAUUGAACUCGGAUCAUGUAUAUAUAUGGUAUGAUCCAUUCCUCACUGACAAAAUUCUUGGACAAUACGGGCCAAGUUUUCAUCUUGAGUUCAGUGUUGCAACUGACACAGGGGAAGUUGAUGACUCAAUUAUUAUUAAAGAGUGUGGUGUCCACAUCAUAAAUGAAUUAGAAUUGCAGAGAUUUUUACUGGAAUUAGAUAAGAAGAAAAAAGACAUGGAGGAGGAAUCAUCAGCGCAGCAUUUACACUUUCAUCCACAACAUGGAUCUCAAGAUCACAGCCAUGUCCAGACUCCACCUCAAGACAAGAAGAAAGAAAGAUUUGAUGAGAAGCAGAGCAAUGAGAUCGAAAACCAGAUAUCAAAGCAAAAAGGAGAAAUGAAUGAACAAUCAUCUUUUGAUCGGAAAAUCGUCAAUAAAAUUAGAAAAAAUAGUUGUAUAUCUGCCAUAGUUGUUUACCUUCUUAUAAUAUUAUUGAUCAAAGGCAAAGGAAAUGAAGAAACACCAACUGAACCUGAUGCUGCAUUGCCUCUAUGUAUUGAUUCAGUUAAAAACAAUGUGUUCCAGGACAUUUCAAAUGAAAAUUAUUAUGAUCUGCCAGAUAGUAUGGAAGAGGCCAAACAUUUGGAAGAAAAACUACAAGAAGUUCAUCAUAACGUCCAUGAUAUGACUGCUGAUGAACCAUACAAAGAAAAACAAGGGGAACCAAUGGAUCUUGAAACAUCUGAAUCUCAAGACCACACUAGCAAUGUAGAACAAACGAUUGAGCUUGCUCAACCCAUUAAUUCCUGCAUACCUCCACACGGCAGCUAUGGAACAUUAAGAACAACUGUUUUCCUCAAUGAGAAAGUCGUUUCUAAAUUAAUAAUAUUGUUUGGUAAAAUUUCAGGAAUAGAUUAUGAGAAGAGGGCUCCUAAGUUGACUGUGAAAGAACUCCGCCACAAGAAGGCAAAAGUUGAAGGCAACCCUGCAAGAGCAACUCAAGCUACAAAUUUAGCAAUGGAAACUUCGGAUUUUUCCCGUUCGAAUAUUAAAGGCAAAAGAAUAGAAGAUAUCCAUUUGAAUCAGGUUCCAGCUCAAAAUGCUUCUACUUCUAUUGCACAAACUCAUGAUAAAAUUACCAUUCCCUCCUUGGAUGAUCCUCAAGUUGCUCUGGAGUUGCUAAAACACUUCGAUGCAUCAGCGAAACGCCUCCAAAUAACAGAGUUUGUGGACAAUCAUGUUCUGCAUCCAUAUGAUCAUUCUAUAACAAAAGACCUUGAUUCGGCACUUUGUCGUUGGCUUCAAGUUCAAGGGCUUCGUUCAGUGAGCGUUGCGAGAUACGCAGAGAUGAAAUUCGAAGCGGCCAAACGGGAAAGAGAGGAAGAAUUAAGACUUGCAAGAGAAGAAAAUGCAAAGUUUGAAGAAGCAUUGAAAAGAAUGGAGGACAGGAUUUCACAUGUUGAAUCGUUGGAGAAAAGAGUUGAGGAUUUGAAUUCUGAGGUGGCUUCUUGGAGAAGUAAAUAUGAAGAAACUGAAAAGUCGCUCAAAGAAACCGAAAAGAAACUUGAAGAUGAGAAAGAUGUAGGAGCUCAGAAAGAAACUCGUUGGAAAAGAAGAGAGAGUGAGCUAAUUACGGAAGCGGCAACUUGCUCGUUUGAAAAUUGCAGAUCGCAGGUUUCCAUUUUAUACCCUGACAUUGAUUUAAGUAGGCUUGGACCUUUUAAGGAGAUUCAGAAUGGGCAGAUAGUAUCCCCCUCUGAUACGGAGGAGACUGAAAGUGAAGAAGACACUAGGGCCUUUGAUGAUGAUGCUCAUGGCGAUGCCGGUGUCUAG